Ficedula albicollis (Collared flycatcher) is the source of this 3408-nucleotide messenger RNA. RefSeq names its product neuropeptide Y receptor Y1 (gene NPY1R). NCBI's taxonomy places the organism in Eukaryota, Metazoa, Chordata, Aves, Passeriformes, Muscicapidae. The coding region runs from base 232 to 1389 and encodes 385 amino acids. The record is from RefSeq and is a predicted model, not a curated record. Gene Ontology annotation, cellular component: plasma membrane; neuron projection. The transcript is spliced from 2 exons. Gene Ontology annotation, molecular function: neuropeptide binding; neuropeptide Y receptor activity. Gene Ontology annotation, biological process: G protein-coupled receptor signaling pathway.
GGCCGAGAGCGGAGGGAGCGGGCGGCUCCGCUGCCGCGGGACGCGGCUCAGGCUCCGUGCCCGGCGGUGACCGGCCCUGGUGCUCCCCUUCUCCGCAGGUGCUGCGAGGGACAUGCGGCACUGACGAGCGGGCUCGGCCCAGGCUCCGCUGCGGGCCUGACGGGCGCGUCCUGAACUCGGAGCGGUCUGGAUGAACGCGGCGGCGAAAGUCGGCGGCGAGUUGGGACCAGCAUGAACACCUCGGUUCUCGCCCCACUGGGAAAUAUUUCCGGUCAUCUGAAUUUUUCGGAGAUGAACUCGCAGAUCUUGCAGUUUGAGGAUGAAGAUUGCCAUGUGCCUUUGGCCAUGGUCUUCACUUUGGCCUUGGCUUAUGGGACUGUGAUAAUUCUGGGAGUUUCCGGGAAUCUGGCCUUGAUCGUCAUUAUUUUAAAACAAAAGGAGAUGCGCAAUGUCACCAACAUUCUCAUUGUCAACCUGUCGUUUUCUGAUCUCCUAGUGACCAUCAUGUGUCUUCCCUUUACCUUUGUGUACACUUUAAUGGACCACUGGAUUUUUGGGGAGGCCAUGUGCAAGCUGAACCCUUUUGUGCAAUGUGCUUCCAUCACUGUCUCCGUCUUUUCUUUAGUCCUCAUUGCUAUUGAGCGCCAUCAGCUGAUCAUAAAUCCCCGCGGCUGGAGGCCAAACAACAGACAUGCCUACAUGGGGAUUGCUGCCAUAUGGAUUUUAGCCACAGCUUCCUCUUUGCCUUUCCUGAUCUACCACGUAUUAACAGAUGAGCCCUUCAGAAAUGUCACAUUUGAUGAAUAUAAGAACAAAUAUGUGUGCUUGGACCUGUUCCCCUUGGACACUGCCAGGCUUUCUUAUACCACAACGCUUUUGGUGAUUCAGUACUUUGGGCCACUUUGUUUUAUAUUUAUUUGCUACCUGAAGAUAUACAUACGGUUAAAAAAAAGGAACAACAUGAUGGACAAGAUGAGAGACAGUAAGUACAGAUCCUCUGAAACCAAAAGGAUCAACAUCAUGCUGAUUUCAAUAGUGGUCGCAUUUGCAGUUUGCUGGCUGCCUCUCACCAUCUUCAAUAUCGUGUUUGAUUGGAAUCAUGAAAUUCUGCCUGUUGCUACCUGCAGCCACAACCUGUUGUUCCUGAUUUGCCACCUCACUGCCAUGAUCUCCACCUGUGUGAAUCCCAUCUUCUACGGGUUUCUCAAUAAGAACUUCCAAAGGGACCUUCAGUUUUUUUUUCAUUUUUGUCAUUUCCACUCCCGUGAGGAGGAUUAUGAGACUAUAGCCAUGUCUACCAUGCACACAGAUGUCUCAAAAACCUCUUUAAAGCAGGCAAGCCCCAUCACAUUUAAAAAAAUAAAUACUGAUGAUGAUGAAAAAAUAUAAAGAAGUAAUAAAAAUUCUACACCAAACUGCAAGAAGUGUGAUUGCAGGUGAAGUGUGUCCAAGGACAAGCACAAUUGCAUAACAAGUACAAAAAGGGUAAUGUUUUUCUUCCUUUUCCAAGGAACUUUGAUUGUUGUCGCUUUGAAAUUAUGUGCUGUGCAUUUUUGCCCCUUUUACUGCUUUAAUAUAGAAGUUAUAUCUGAAUUUUAUUGUAAGAUAUAGUCGGACCUGCUACUUCCUAUGGUUUUCAUCAGCUGUUUUUGUUCUAUUUUCUUUGUACAGUUCUGUGCUUCAGCACAAAGGUUUACUUAUUGAUCUUUUUUCAAAGAAAUAGUUUUCAGGAGUGUCCAUUUAAGACCAUUGAAAAAAUAUGAACCACAGGGACACUUUCAUUACAGAGGAUAUCCACCAAAUAAUAAAAUUAGGAAAUUCUGAUUUGAAGAGGACUUUUUUUUUUUAAAAUUCAUCUUCUGAUUGAUGCUAAAAUCCUGUAAAAUCAGUGUAGUUAUGCAAAAAAUGAAUUAUGUAAAACCUGUAGAAUAUGUUUAAAUGGGGACAUACAGUUGUCUCAUUCAAGAAGGCAAUUUGGGCUGUAAUCACUUAGUUUCAAAGACAGGAUUAAGAAAUUCUGUUCUCAUUUACAAUAAUGAAACCCUACAGUAAUUCCAGAGAGAAUAAUGGGAUAACUGAUGCUUCAGCACAGCAAAUGAAAACAUAAAUGAGGCUUCAGUCCCAAAUGAUUACAGCUGGUUUUAAUAACACAGGCUUUUUAAUUUAAAAAAUCCAAACCUGAUCUUCAUCUGGCAUCACUGAGAGGAGUUAUUGGGAUGAAAUGCAUCAUCUUUUCUGAGCCUGUGAACCAUGUAAAUUCUCCUUGAGCCCUAUGUCCAGAAUCUAGAGGGAGAUGGGACUGUUUGCUGUCUGGACAAGGUGCAAUUUCAUCCUCACAGGUGACAGAGAAAUUCAGGUCUAGUAUUAAAAAAAUUAAGAUUGGGCUACCUGAGUCUUUUCAUAGUAAUUAGUGUUGACCUAUAUAAAUUAUGUAUAGCCUCAUAAUACUUUAUGUUCAGGUGCAAUAGCAUAAACCUGGAUAAUCUCGAAGACAAAGGAUAGUUUAAUGAAGACCUGCAAAAUUUAAAAGAAGGAUAUGAAUAUAGUUUGGGUAUAAUUGGUAUGUUUAACUUUCAAACUCACAUUUCCCACAGUUGGUUGAAGUGUGGAAACAUUUGCCAAAUAUACACAAUAGACCUCUGUUACUGCUUAAAAUACAUAUCCUCUAAUUACACAAAAUAUUCAUGGCUAGAUCCCAGUUGAGGGAAAGCAUAUAACUUGACUACUGUAAAUGAAAUUACAACAAUACCAGCCAGCUGAGGUUCUGUGUCAUGCAGUGUACUUCGCUAUAUCAUCAUGUCUUUUUGAAUAAUGAGCUUUUUAAAAUACAAUAUAAGACCCUACUUUCUUUCAGCAAGAUCACUUUAAAUCAUUCUGGCAGACAAGAGGGUCUUUAAAAUGGAUAUAAAUGUAAAUGCAACAUAAACGGAAAUCCGAUGUGAUAAAUUUCUGAGCAAAAAUAUCUCAGGCUAUGAGAUGUUAUGGUGAAUUUAAAAAAAUAUGUUCUAAAUUUGACAUAGAUAAAUGCCUAAGAAAUUAAAAUCGUUUGGGUUGCAAGUAUUUAAAAGUGAAACACCGUGCCUUGUGCUGUCUUAUAAAUGGUGUAGAAUAUUAAAGUAGCAAUGUGUUCUUGUGCAUUAUAAUUCCAUGUAUUUCUCUACUGUGAGAUAAUUUAAUUUAAAAGGAGUUUUCUGGGCUUGAGAACAGAGGCAAAAUGUAGAAAAUUAAUUAUAAGACAGAAGGUUCUUUCAGAGCCUUGCCUUUUGUAUUUUAUGAGAUUUCCUUUUUCUUUGUGCUUCUCCAUGGAAUGUGCUGUUAAUAAUUUUACAAGGGUUUCCUAAAUUUACUUCUCUCUCACUUUGCAACAAUUUUCAUGUUUCAAAUAUAUUUUCACAAUGAGAUACAAUU